Molecule: messenger RNA, 862 nt
Organism: Gadus morhua (Atlantic cod)
Lineage: Eukaryota; Metazoa; Chordata; Actinopteri; Gadiformes; Gadidae
Gene: llph
Product: LLP homolog, long-term synaptic facilitation factor
Exons: 3
Coding region: 126-500 (124 amino acids)
Biological process (GO): dendrite extension
Cellular component (GO): nucleolus
Molecular function (GO): RNA binding
Source: RefSeq, a predicted model, not a curated record
CAAUCAGCGCCAUCCUUAUUGGAACGUGCGUCAUCAAUCGUUCCUGUGGUAAACACGUGUAACCUGUGAAGUUGGUCCUGCGGUGUUCUUGGCGUUCUAAUUUUGUUUUUGACGAGUUAAGGAAGAUGGCGAAGAGCCUGAGGAGCAAAUGGAAGAGGAAGAUGCGGGCGGAGAAAAGGAAGAAGAACGAGCCGAAAGAGCUGGCCCGGUUAAAGAAGGCCCUGGCGACGGACGGGAAGGUCGCGAUUGACGACGUGAUGGACGGCAUCCAGGAGAUCGCCACCUUGGUGCCAGCCUCCAAACUCACGGAGAAGAAAGUGGACGGAGAGGUUGACGAUGGGAAGAUGGACUUGGACGGGAAGCGCUGCAAGAAGACCCACCUGGACGAGAACGGCCAGUACCCCACCUGGAUGAACCAGCGGCAGGCCAAGAAGCUCAAGGGCAAGCGGCACGCCAAGAAGGGCGGGAAGUUCAAGAACAAGAAAGGCAUGGCGUGGUGAUCGGGAUAGACCCGAAGGACAUUGGCUCUGCCUCCACAUGCUGGGAUUACAGUCCUGGAAUGAUGUGCCUGGGUGUAUGAACACGGAUGGACAUGUGGAUGAUCAUCCUAUUCAAAGCAGAGAACACGUUUCUGUUGUCUUCUUCAGAAAUGUUCAAGGACCUUGUGAUCACCAGAACAUGUCAAACGAAACAGAUGUUCCCAGGUGGGCGACUGUAAGCCCCUCUAUAUUCUUUGUGGGUAUUCAGUAAAAUGGACCCUGUACCUUUUUAAUGUGCUGUUUUACAGCUUUGUUUCCUCCAUAUUCAGUCACUGGGCUGACGGCGAUACACAAAUGGGAAUAAAAAAUCAUUUGUAUACAAA